Messenger RNA from Medioppia subpectinata, 876 nucleotides. Lineage: Eukaryota; Metazoa; Arthropoda; Arachnida; Sarcoptiformes; Oppiidae. The record is from the annotation of a GenBank genome assembly.
UAUAAACUAGGUUUAAUUGUCUUUUAGUUCUUUGAAUUUGUUUUUAACAAUUCCUGAAACCAUUAAAAGAGAGAAAUGUCGUUAACAUUGCAUUUGAAUUACGCGAGUCCUUUCUGUCGGACAGUUGUGUUUGUGACCAAACAACUGGACAUUCAAUUUCGGGAAGUGGUCAUCGAUUUGGUCGCAAAACAACAACUCAAACCGGAAUUUCUUAAACUCAAUCCCCGCCAUUUAGUGCCGGUUUUGGUGGACGAGUCCAACGGUCUGGUCAUCAGUGAGUCGCGAGCCAUUGUGCGCUAUCUGUGCAACAAAUACGCGGCCGACUCUCCUCUCUAUCCGAGAAAUCCGGUCAUUAGAGCGCUCGUCGACGAAGUGUUGGACUUUGAUUUGGGAACUCUCGCGCCGGCACUCAAAGCCAUUCGAGCAACGAAAUUCUUUGGCGGCGGAACUCCUACUGACCAACAGUUGAAGACAUUGAACGACAACCUGCGGGUGUUGGACGAGAAGGUGGCCAAAAACGGCGGUUACGCGGCCACCGGUCACUUGACAAUUGCCGACCUCUCGAUCGCCACUCAGUUGCUGACCGUAGAAGAGGACGAUUUGAAAGACUUCCCAAACGUGAAGCACUGGUAUAGCGAGACAUUGGCCAAAGAGUUGGGAACUGUUUAUCGGGAAAUCAACGGUAAAGGCUCUGAAGCCGUCAAACAACGUUUGGACAGAAUUAGAGGCAAAUAAAACUAUAAAUUUUAAUGAAUUUAUGCUCAAGUUAUUCAUUAAUGAAAUUCUUGUCAUUAUUUGCUGUAAAUUCUUGAUUUGAAUAAAAUUUGUGGUAAAUUAAUGAUCGAUUGUUCAGCAAUUAAAUUCCUUGUUUGUUUG